Sodiomyces alkalinus F11 is the source of this 2071-nucleotide messenger RNA. RefSeq lists its product as hypothetical. The coding region runs from base 408 to 1673 and encodes 421 amino acids. The record is from RefSeq and is a predicted model, not a curated record. The transcript is spliced from 4 exons. Lineage: Eukaryota; Fungi; Ascomycota; Sordariomycetes; Glomerellales; Plectosphaerellaceae.
GUAGUUAUACAGGGUUCUUUUUUUCUCUUCUUUUCUCUUGUUUUCUCUUGUUUUCUCUUUUCUUCUUCUUUUUAUAUCACAUAUCGUUUCUUCUCAGAAGGGGUCCAGGGCUUGCCCCCGAGGCACGAGAGAGAGAGAGAUUGGGGACUGGUGAUAGGGCUGGUGAUGGCUUGACCGGCGAAGCGAAGCCGCUUCAUCUUUCCUUGCACGGGUUGUUCCCAAUUAUCACAUGCCUGCCUCUUCGGAGGAGACACGCCAUAUAAUAUAAGGAUCAAACUCCUUUCUGCUCGGUGAGCCGGCGUCACGAACGCGUCACGAGCUCACCGUAACGAGUUGUUGUUUCGGGGAAGCAUCGGGAAGCAUCGGAAUCAUCACUUACGCCUACCGUUUUACGACGCGACGGCAUCAUGUCCAUGACGCAGGAAGAACUCGAUGCCCUGCUGGCUGCGCCGGCUCUGGCGCCCCCGGAAGGAGAGAUACCCAACUUUGAUAAUCCGCCCAAUCGAAACGGCCUAGCUUGGGGUGUCACCACUCUUUGUAUAGUCAUUACGACUCUGUGUCUUCUUCUACGAGCCUAUGUCCGGGUGUGGAGGGAGAAGAGGAUACACAAGGAAGAAGUCUUGAUGAUCUUGGCUUACGGAGCCCUCUGGGGCACCGCUUACGCCGCAUACGGCAUGAUCUAUGCGCCCGGCUACUACGUCCAUCAAUGGCAUCUGACCAACGGUGACCUGGUCCGGCCUCUUUGGCUCAUCCUCGUCUACGGCUGCUGCUACUCCGUCGUCCUCCCGCUCAUCAAGACCGCCAUCCUCCUCGACUGGUGCCGCGUCUUCAUCUCCAUCGACAAGUACAAGAGCCCCUUCUGGUGGUCCUGCAUCAUCCUCAGCGUCUUCCAGUGCCUCUGGGGCCUGGCCUGCGUCAUCCUCCUGAACCUGCAGUGCCGCCCCCACCGCGCCAUCUGGGAGUUCUACAUCCCCGCCCAGUGCUACGCGCUGCCCAGCGUCAUGCUGGGGUCGGGGAGCGUGCAGGUCGCCACCGACGUGCUCAUGGUGCUCCUCCCGCAGCGCAUCAUCUGGAAGCUGCAGAUGAACUGGCAGCGCAAGCUCGGCAUCUCCGUCAUCUUCGGCGUCGGCCUCAUUGCCUCCGUCGCCGCCUGCGUCCGCCUCGCCCACACCGUCACCUUCGCCCACGAGCCCGACAAGAUGUACUUCAUCGGGCCCCUCCUCUUCUGGGCCUGGGGCGAGAUGGCCGCCGGCUUCUUCAUCCUCAGCGUUCCCUGCCUCCCCAAGCUCGCCGCCGCCUCGUCCCUCCCGUCCAAGGUCCGGUCGCUCCUCGGCCUGAGUUACGGGUCCAAGAGCAUUUCCGCGAGGAACUCGAACCCGCUCGUCACCAUCGGCGGCACGGGGGGUUCGAAUAAGAAGCACCAUCUGGUCAAGUCGACUCUGGGCACGGAUACCUACCACGAGAUCGAGGACGGGGUCGCCCUGGGCUCCGAGUCGCAGGAGCAUCUGCGUCAGGAACAGGAACACGGCUCGGGCUUGCAUCCGGCCAGGGAGGACGAGCGCGCCAUUCACGUCACGCACUCGACGCGGGUUAUAGUGACGAAGAAGGAUUCUGGGAGCGAUCUGAGCGAGAAUCUCACACCGUGGACAAGCCAUUUGAUCCUUUGCAAGUGAUUCGCCCUCAUGUUCUUCGUAGUCCAAGGGGGUCUUGUGAAGUUGUGCCAUUAUAUAAUCCCCCCCCCCAACAUCCUGAGCGUCGCUUCUCUGCCCAUAAUCUGAGUAUAUCCCCCUUAAUCAUCUCCAUGUCGGCUAUCGAGAGACCGAAGAAACCGACUUGCUUCAACAGAAGGGCACGACAGGUCUAUCAACUUUGGCAGAGUUGCAAGACAACAUGAUCCUUCACUUCUCACCGUUUUACACCAACUCAACCACAGGAAUUAAUCUUAUUCCCUUUCCACGCAACCGCCCCAAUACUGUCUACGUGCUGGCAAGCUGCCGUGGCAUCUAUCUCCUCAAGUGUAGACAAGGUUCCACGUCCAUCGCAGGGCUUAUCCUCCAUCCUCCGGCCCCCC